Molecule: messenger RNA, 1068 nt
Organism: Anolis carolinensis (green anole)
Lineage: Eukaryota; Metazoa; Chordata; Lepidosauria; Squamata; Anolidae
Gene: gpx7
Product: glutathione peroxidase 7
Exons: 3
Coding region: 38-709 (223 amino acids)
Biological process (GO): response to oxidative stress
Molecular function (GO): glutathione peroxidase activity
Source: RefSeq, a predicted model, not a curated record
CAACGGCGCAAAGCGAGGCUGAAAAGAGGCAGCGUUGAUGGAAAAUGGGAUCACAACGCCCCUUCCGUCCAGCAUGAUAGACCCCGAAGGCAGCUCGGAGCCGGAGAGCCACCCUCCUCUCGUCUCCAAAGUUUUCCUGGUCCCUUUCGCCAUGCUGCUGGCCGUGGGCGCCUUGCUUUUCCUGGCCUUUUCCGCCUCUCAGACCAAAGAGGACAAUUUUUACGCCUUUAAGGUGGUCAACAUCAGGGGCAAGCUGGUCUCCCUGGAGAAAUACAGAGGCGCGGUCUCUUUAGUUGUCAAUGUUGCAAGUGAGUGUGGAUAUACUGACAACCACUACAAAGACCUUCAAAAACUGCAGAGAGAGCUUGGCCCAUACCAUUUUAAUGUGCUGGCAUUCCCUUGCAAUCAGUUUGGACAGCAAGAACCAAAUACUAAUAAAGAAAUAGAGAGUUUUGCUCGGAAAACAUAUGGAGUCUCCUUCCCCAUGUUCAGCAAAAUUGCAGUCACAGGCAAUGGGGCAAAUCCAGCUUUCAGAUAUUUAGUUGAAUCCAUUAAUGAAGAGCCAACCUGGAAUUUCUGGAAAUACCUUGUAGAUCCAAAUGGAAAAGCUGUAAAGGCCUGGGACUCUACUGUCACUAUUGCAGAAAUAAAACCUCACGUCACUGAACUUGUGAGAAACAUCAUCCUGAAGAAAAGAGAUGAACUUUGAUUUUUAAAAACAUUUGGGGGUUUUUGUAUGUCCAAUUACAAUUUGGUCUGUUAUUCUUAUCUCUUAAAAUUCCUAAAAGAAAAUGUGUUCAAGAGAAAUAAUUUUCAUCAUUCUGAGUUAGCUUUGUUUUCUCUAAACCUGUGUUUAACUUUUGAUCCUCCCAAUAUGUUUUUAAUUUCUAGGUCCUUCUAGAAACUAUAGCCAAAAUGUCUAAUGGUCAAGGAUUCUGGGAAUCAGAAUCAAAACCUAUGCACUACCAAAAGUCUACUGCCAUUGCCCUGAGUACACGUUUCCUUUGUUUUACAUUCUUUUCUUCCGAUUAAACCAAAUGGAAAUUGUUCUCUCUUAAGAUAAGAAAA